This is a messenger RNA of Penicillium macrosclerotiorum, 1002 nucleotides long. RefSeq names its product carbon-nitrogen hydrolase family protein. NCBI's taxonomy places the organism in Eukaryota, Fungi, Ascomycota, Eurotiomycetes, Eurotiales, Aspergillaceae. The coding region runs from base 1 to 1002 and encodes 333 amino acids. The transcript is spliced from 3 exons. Gene Ontology annotation, molecular function: catalytic activity. The record is from RefSeq and is a predicted model, not a curated record.
AUGCCUGCAAGGAAUGUGCGUGUUGCCGUUACACAGGCGGAGCCAGCUUGGCUGGACCUUGCGGCUGGCGUCACUAAAACCUGCGAUCUGAUUGCGCAGGCCGCAAAUAACAAGGCGGAGCUGAUUGCAUUUCCCGAAUGUUGGAUUCCAGGCUAUCCGUGCUGGAUUUGGAGUCGACAUUUAGACGUUGAGCUGAAUAUAGCUUAUGUCAAAAAUUCUCUUCGCCUAGAGUCCCCUGAGAUGAAGCAAAUUCAAUUGGCUGCAAAAGCCAAUUCCAUUGCAGUUUCGCUCGGAUUCUCGGAAAAUGAUAACAAUUCGAUCUACAUCGCGCAGGUGAUGAUCGGACCCGAUGGACAAAUCAUGUCACAUCGUCGUAAGAUGAAGCCCACUCACAUGGAGCGCACGAUAUUUGGCGAUGCUUCAGGUGAAUGCUUUGCAAGUGUGACGGAGCUCCCCUUUGCCCGAGUUGGUGCCCUAUCUUGCUGGGAGCAUAUCCAGCCACUACUGAAGUAUCAUACAAUCUCACAAAGAGAGGAUAUUCAUGUCGCUGCCUGGCCGAGCUUGACUCCUCAUUCGGGAGGGUCAGACUUGUGGUCUAUGUCCGCUGAGGGUUGUCGUAGUCUAUCGCAGACCUACGCCAUUGAGUCGCAAAGCUUCGUCCUUCAUUGCACUGCCUUGAUAACUGAGGUGGGUGUUGAAAAAAUGAAAACCUCAGGUGGAGCGUUGAUGUCUACCCCCGGAGGAGGCAGUUCCGCCAUCUUCGGGCCUGAUGGAAGGAGAUUGACGGAGCCGGUGGACAGUACAACCGAAACUAUUAUAUACAGUGAUCUUGACCUAGAUCAUAUUGUUGCGACAAAGCUCUUUGCAGAUGCCACGGGUCACUAUAGUCGUCCGGAUCUCAUGUGGCUGAAUGUGUGUAGACAGGUGAAGAAGAUGGUGCGUGAGAAUGACAGGAUGAGCCAAACUGAAGAGACUCGCGAGCUACAGGUGGGUAGUAACUAA